AUGGGUGUACCUCUGCCCUCGCACCCGAGCCUGAGCGAAGUCUUCACGGCUCUCGAGCAAGCAGUAACCAGCUUCCAGUCGACUCACCCCGACAACGACGACUUUGCGCGCACCUCGACUUACAAGCGCUUCUUCCCUCUCCUCCGAUCCGCAACUCCGCCCGUCUGGCCGGCGGUGCAACAGGUCUUGCACGCGCAGUUUGGCGAGACGAGUGCGAGUUGUCGAGCCGGAGUCGAGGCGGGCGAGAUGGGCGUUGGAUUGGUCGUCGACGUGUUGGCCAGGACGGAGGUUGGGGAGGACUCUAGCGCGGCGAUGGCGGCCAAGUUGUGGCUUGUCCAGCUCGAGUCGGCCGUCACUAAGGCAGAGCUCGACUUGCUCCGUCGACCGUCUGCUACGCCCGCAGCCGCCGCUUCACCCGCCUCGACCGCACCCGCAGCAGCCGCACAACUCCCCACCCCAUCCGAAACGGCUCAAGCGAACCCCUUUGCCGUUCCCGCACCGACUCCAACCCCCCCUGCGACUUCGACUCGCCCCCCUUUCGGCUCUUACAGCAACCCUUCUGGGUGGACUGCUACGCCGACGACUUGGACCGCGUCUAGCGCCAGAGAGCGUGCGAAGUCGCCCGUGUUCGCGCAGCAGGACCAGCACAUGGACGACCCGUGGAAGAGCGACGACUUCGGUGGGCCGUCUGCGUCUGGCGGAAACGACCCGCUCGACGAGAACGGGCGGUCGAGGUCGCGGUCGCAGGCUCCGCCGCGGGAGGAUACGCCGCCAAAGGUUGUGAAGGAGAAAACGCCUGCGCCUCGCGCUUCGGCCUCCGCUUCGACUAGCAGGCGCGAGACACCCGUGCGAUCGACUCGCGCUCAGUCUCCCAAGUACACUCUCACGAUCGGCAGCGAUAGCAGCGAGUUGGGUGAGGCGACGGAAUCGGAGGAGGACGAAGAUGAGGAAGAGGACGACGAGGACGACGACGAAGUUGACGACGACCUAUCGUACCACAGCGGCUCAGACGGAGGGCUCGAUGGCGCGUCAAGUCUUACAAAGGCGAAAACGCCGACGGAACAAGGCGGAGCAGGACCAUCGAGUGGGGCAGCUACGCCCGCCGUCGCAGCCGCGGCCGCACCGGCGAAACGGCCAGCACCCGUCGCCACGCCUGCCCCUGCCCCUGCAGCACAGCGCCCUAGGCUGGCGGCGCCGGCUGCCAACCACCAGGCAGGAGCAGCUCUGCAAGCGUCGGCACAGGCGACCUUCCUCGCCACCGUCUUCCGCCCCCUCGCCUUGCCCGACCUCUCUCCGCCUGCUGCCCUGACUACGCACUUGACUCUCAACCGCAUCUUCACCCGGCCACAAAUCGGCGGCCCUCAGAGGGAGAUUGUCAGCAAGGGUUGGACGAAACAACACCCGCAAUACCGCUCGUCAGCAAAUUUCCUUGCGCUCGACCCGACGCUCAACUUUUGCGGCAGGGAGAAGGACGACUACGGAGCGCUCGGCCAGCCGAUCGCCAUCCUCGCCCGAAAGGAUAAGUGCAAUGAGAUCCUCGGCGUCCUCAAGAAGAUGCCCGAGCGUGGGAAGACCCGUGCUGGCUCGCAGAUCUUCGUCCGGCGUGCGUCUGCUCAGUGGGCGUACUGCGGGUGGUACGAGCUUGCCUACGACGGCAGUAUGGAUGACACGGCUCUCCCGCUUCCGUCGGGACCUGGCGAGUUCAACCGCCUGCACCCGGACAUCCAGGCUGCCCUCAAGAAGCGCGGCACAGGCCAAGUUGGUCCGAAGACACAGCGCACCAUCCGUGACUGGGGCUUCACAGGACUGUUCAAGGAGGACAAGAUCGACCUUGACCGGAUCAAGGCGGAGCUCGCGUCCGGCCGGGGAGAUCGCAUGAUGCGCUUCAUCGUUCUGCGGUGCACGCGCUUCGAUCAGGAGGCAUUCAACGUCUGGAACGCGGCGAGGGAGUGA
Molecule: messenger RNA, 1953 nt
Organism: Rhodotorula toruloides NP11
Lineage: Eukaryota; Fungi; Basidiomycota; Microbotryomycetes; Sporidiobolales; Sporidiobolaceae
Exons: 5
Coding region: 1-1953 (650 amino acids)
Source: RefSeq, a predicted model, not a curated record